UCAACCUCUCUAACUCAUAUCAUCACAAUUUUGCAGAGCGAGAAGAUCAAGAUGGGCCAAAACGCAUCAGCUGGAAAGAAGAAGGGUAAAGAAAUUGAUGCCGUGAUAGAGAAAUGCUACCAAACUUAUUUUAAAGACAAGAAAGAUUGGACUUCAGCUAAGUUCUACGGAGCAGUAUGCGAAACUGUCGAAGAAAUCAACAAAAAGCUUGGAAGCACGCAGUUAAGUGUGCCAAAGACUACGACGCUGGAGCUAGCCUAUGGGAGAUACAAGGAAGCAGCAGAAGGAGAAUUGUCAAAAGAAGAGUUUCAAGGGAUUCUCCAGGAAGUGCUAAUUGAGACUGGAUUUACAGGAAUUGGAGCCAAGGACAUACUCUUGUACCUAUUCGGGAUCCCGGUUACAGGCUUAAUGAUCAAGAAACGUGCAGCCCUCAAAAUCCAUGACGAUUUAUUCAUCCCUGCUAUCACCUCGGCCACUGUUUUCCUCCUUGCAAAACUAAAAAAAAUUUGAGGGUCAUUGGCUCAUUCCCUGCUAGUUACUACGUCUAUCCUCAAAUCAUGUUUAAUUUACUGAUGCAAUGGUGGUUGUUGUGGAGGAUAUCUGCAAAGUUCCUAAUUAAUUACUGAAUAUCCAAGCCAUAUCCAGCAGUACCUCAGACUAAGUAGAGACUAAUGUGGAAUACCAUUCCUCCACAAUUUGUCUUGGUGUAAACGGUAAAGGAAAAAGCAUCGUCAUACUAAUGAUGGGAUUACCAUUCAUUGCGCACGUAGCACCAAUAACCUCGAAAUAAAAACGCAUUUAUUUGGUUUUCA
Molecule: messenger RNA, 812 nt
Organism: Theobroma cacao (cacao)
Lineage: Eukaryota; Viridiplantae; Streptophyta; Magnoliopsida; Malvales; Malvaceae
Source: RefSeq, a predicted model, not a curated record